Messenger RNA from Aspergillus niger, 996 nucleotides. RefSeq lists its product as uncharacterized. Bases 1 to 996 code for a protein of 331 amino acids. Gene Ontology annotation, molecular function: protein binding; metallopeptidase activity; proteasome binding. The record is from RefSeq and is a predicted model, not a curated record. Gene Ontology annotation, biological process: proteasome-mediated ubiquitin-dependent protein catabolic process; protein deubiquitination. NCBI's taxonomy places the organism in Eukaryota, Fungi, Ascomycota, Eurotiomycetes, Eurotiales, Aspergillaceae. Gene Ontology annotation, cellular component: proteasome regulatory particle, lid subcomplex. The transcript is spliced from 4 exons.
AUGGAUCGUCUGCAUCGCAUGCUCCAAGCAGCCCAGGGAAUGGGUGUUGGAGGGAAUAAUGGAGAUAUCCCCAACCUCAUCGAUAACUCCGAAACCGUCCACAUCUCAUCGCUCGCUCUGCUGAAGAUGCUAAGACACGGUCGGGCCGGUGUGCCUAUGGAAGUCAUGGGUCUGAUGCUGGGAGAGUUCGUGGACGAGUACACAGUUAGGGUAGUUGAUGUUUUCGCCAUGCCCCAAAGUGGUACUGGUGUCAGUGUCGAAGCCGUGGACCCUGUUUUUCAAACGAAGAUGAUGGACAUGCUGAGGCAGACUGGACGACCAGAGACCGUUGUUGGCUGGUACCACUCGCAUCCUGGUUUCGGCUGCUGGCUUUCGUCCGUCGAUAUCAACACUCAGCAAUCCUUUGAACAGCUUACUCCCCGCGCCGUUGCCGUGGUCGUCGACCCCAUCCAGUCCGUCAAGGGCAAGGUCGUCAUUGAUGCCUUCCGUCUUAUCCAACCACAGACCGUCGUCAUGGGCCAGGAGCCCCGCCAAACAACAUCCAACCUGGGUCAUCUGAACAAGCCGUCCAUUCAGGCCCUCAUCCACGGCCUCAACCGCCACUACUACAGCAUUGCCAUCGACUACCGCAAGACCGGUCUCGAGGAGAACAUGCUGAUGAACCUGCACAAGCACGUCUGGACGGAGGCACUGCAGAUGAAGGACUUCCACGAGGAGGGUGAGCACAACGUUGAGCGCAUGAAACAGCUCGUCAGCCUCGCCGAGGGUUACGAGAAGCGGGUCAAGGAGGAGACCACUCUUACUAAGGACCAGCUCAAGACGAGAUACGUCGGCAAGGUCGACCCCAAGAAGCACAUCGAAGAUGUGAGCCAGCAGUUGAUUGAGGACAACAUCGUGGCCGUCUCGCGGCAGAUGAUUGACAAGGAGGCCUCGGUGGCACGGCAAUCAAACGGCAAGGAGAAUGGCACCGGCAUGGAGGUUGAUGAGGAGCUAUAG